AUGAUCGUCGUUCACGAACUCCUUCACCGGAAACUCAUAUAUCAUCAGGUUUUGGCGGCACAUCGCGUAGAUAAUUUUCUAACUAUAGAUGAUCAACCACAUUUACAUUUAUCAAUUAUCAUUCAUCGUCAUCAAGAUGUUCCUACAGUAUUCUUCUUUGAAUUAAAUUGGAUUCAGUUGUGUUCAUUCAUUAUUUUCUUCUAUUUUUUAUUAUUUCGAUAA
Messenger RNA from Schistosoma mattheei, 222 nucleotides. Lineage: Eukaryota; Metazoa; Platyhelminthes; Trematoda; Strigeidida; Schistosomatidae. The record is from the annotation of a GenBank genome assembly.